Messenger RNA from Cajanus cajan (pigeon pea), 477 nucleotides. NCBI's taxonomy places the organism in Eukaryota, Viridiplantae, Streptophyta, Magnoliopsida, Fabales, Fabaceae. The record is from RefSeq and is a predicted model, not a curated record.
GUUGAUGAAAGAGUAAGGCAGGGAAGGAGGAAAAAAGAAAUAAACCAACAACAAGAGCAAAAGGAAGAAAGCCGAGAUAAUGGCAAACAAAUUCUUAGCAUUGUUGUUGGUGUGCCUUGUGGUGGCUGCAACUGUUGAGGCAGAUCAAGAUGUACCAAGCACCUCAGCACAGUGCUACGAUUAUUGCUACCAAGCUUGCUAUUACCCGGCAGCAUUCUGCAAAUGGUGGUGCAAUGUCGGCUGCAAAUACCCAAUAGACUCGGUAGGCACAGAGAGUAUUGGUGAAAUAAAGUAUCCCGUACCAACGGAGCAAGAUUACUUAAACCGCCCCUCCGGCCUCAGAAAAAAAUAUUGAACCAGGCACAAGGCUUUCUUAUCAAUUAGGCCACUGCAUUAUACUUGUCUUCUUAAUUCUCCUCCUUCCCUCCAUUUCUCAUUCUCACAAUAAUACCAUCAAUUUUUUUUCUUCUCCUUUUA